Molecule: messenger RNA, 821 nt
Organism: Procambarus clarkii (red swamp crayfish)
Lineage: Eukaryota; Metazoa; Arthropoda; Malacostraca; Decapoda; Cambaridae
Product: large ribosomal subunit protein eL15
Biological process (GO): cytoplasmic translation
Cellular component (GO): cytosolic large ribosomal subunit; ribosome
Molecular function (GO): structural constituent of ribosome; RNA binding
Source: RefSeq, a predicted model, not a curated record
UGUAGUGGACUUGUAGUAGGAAAAUGUUGUGUUAUUGAGACUGGUGAUGGCGCCAUGUGGUGGAAGACUUGAGCUUGUCAGCGGCACCUUGAGGCCAAGUCUCUGGGCCAAGAUGCGUGUCUUCGUAGCCUGUCUUAAGGUUCCACCUGCAUCAAGAUGGGUGCAUAUAAAUAUAUGCAAGAGAUAUACAGGAAGAAGCAGAGCGAUGUCAUGCGCUUCUUGCUUCGUAUACGUGCAUGGCAAUAUCGGCACUUGAACAAACUGCACCGUGCUCCUAGACCAACUCGUCCAGAGAAAGCCCGUCGCUUGGGAUACAAGGCCAAGCAAGGUUUUGUGAUCUACCGCAUUCGUAUUCGGAGGGGUGGUCGUAAGCGCCCAGUGCCCAAAGGUGCCACAUAUGGUAAGCCAAAGAGCCAUGGUGUGAAUCAGCUGAAACCAACCCGCAACUUGCAGUCACUGGCCGAGGAGCGCACUGGUCGGAGGCUUGGUGGACUUCGUGUGCUAAACAGCUACUGGGUUGCUCAAGACUCUACAUACAAGUACUUUGAAGUGAUUUUGGUUGACAUUCGCCAUAAUGUUAUUCGAAAGAGUGGUUCACUCAACUGGAUAUGCAAGCAUACACAGAAGCACCGCGAGAUGCGUGGCAAGACAUCAGCAGGCCGCAAACAUCGUGGUUUAGGACGUGGCUUCCACUACUCCCAGACAAAGGGAGGAUCACGUCGCUCUUGCUGGUUGAGGCACAAUACUUUAUCUCUCCGCAGAAAGCGCUAAACACUGUGGUCAUCUUUUGUCAUGAGUAUAAAUAAAAAAAAUUUGCAAAA